This is a messenger RNA of Corylus avellana, 747 nucleotides long. It is a transcript of the gene ATG8H, whose product is annotated as Ubiquitin-like superfamily protein. NCBI's taxonomy places the organism in Eukaryota, Viridiplantae, Streptophyta, Magnoliopsida, Fagales, Betulaceae. The record is from RefSeq and is a predicted model, not a curated record.
AUAACCAUUUCCUACCCAAACUAUACAACAUUUCCAGCUGUCCCUGGAAUUCCAAAGCCCCCCAUUUUCCAAAUCAUUUCGUUUUCGCCGAAAGUUAAAAAAAAAAAAAAAAAACUUCCCAAGAUUUCAAUUCCUGUUUCUGAUUCAAACUCCCAAAGCAAAAAAAGAGAGUCAAUGGGAAAGAUUCAGUCUUUCAAGAAGCAAUACUCAUUUGAGGAACGCCUUGAAGACGCAAAGAAUAUAAUUAUGAAAUACCCAGAUCGAGUCCCUGUGGUCAUCGAAAGAUAUUCAAGGACAGACCUGCCUGAAAUGGAGAAGAAAAAAUACCUGGUUCCUCGGGACAUGUCUGUUGGCCAAUUUAUCCACAUAUUAAGUAGCAGGCUGCAUUUGACUCCUGGAAAAGCUCUUUUUGUUUUUGUAAAGAACACCUUACCUCAAACAGCUAGUCCUAUGGAUUCCAUCUAUGACUCUUACAAGGAUGAUGAUGGGUUUCUGUAUAUGUGUUACAGCAGUGAGAAAACCUUUGGCUAACAUGUUCCAUAUAUUCCUCAAAAACAUUUGUAUGUCUAUUCUUCAUUCUUGUAACUAUUUGUGGCUCAGAAAAGUUAAGUGUUGAGUAUUUGUUGUCCACUUAUUCUGAACCAUGAACGUGCGGCCUGUUUGGCUUGACAGAAUAAUCUGACUUGUAAAGAACAUGCAUUUUAUUAUGUGUUAUGUAAAGUUAAAAUGGUGCCAUAUAGUUUCUUC